AUGGCGUUGGAGAUCCCCCCGCCCAUCAAGGGCGCGGGUCUCACACCCUUUAUCCUUCGCGCGAGACAGCUCGAGACCGCGAAGCCAGUCGUAUCAUAUUGGUGUCUCUACUGGGCCGUAAACCAGAUCCUCGGCAAGGGCUUGCACAAUGUCGACCAGCAGUGCCUCGAGUUUACUACAAACCUCAUGGACCAGCUCGAGCAGACAAAGACUGCCAACGCCGACAAUGACGCCGUCACCGACGACCUUGCCGGUCAGGCCUACGUCGAGCAGUUUGCGCAGGAGACCUUCGACCGUGCCCAACGGACGCUCAAGGCCGACAAGGUGACCCAGCAAACCGCCGUCACGUUCGAGGCUGCUGCGACCUUCUUCCAGCUCACCAACAUUUGGGGUCAAGCCGAGCCCGAGACUCAAGAAAAGGUCAAGUACGCAAAGUGGAACGCGGCGCGAAUCCUCAAGGCCAUCAAAGCCGGCGAAGACCCGAACCUGUCAAACCCAAAGCAGGAGGAACCGGCUCAGGAGCAGGAGCUCGAAGUCACCCUGGAUCCGAACGAUCCCGAAGUCAAGGCAAUCGGUGAUGCGGCGCAGCCUCGGUCCGUCCAGAUCGAGGACGUGCCGGACGACGGGAGCUACAACAGGCUAAUGAGGCCGUCGCCACAGCCAUCCCCCGGUCCCGUAUCGGAACCAACCUCUCCACCGCCAUCCUCGGCCCCGGCGCCCGACCAAGUCUCACCAAUCCUGCCCUCUGAUCAAGCCUCUGCCGAGCCGGAGGGUUACUUUCCCAAGUCGACAUCCGGAUACGAAGAAGACGAUCCUCCGUUCUCGCUGCCGUCUGCGCCCUCUAUGCCCGCGGGUGGCAUCCCCAGCCCGAGCAGUCACGAUCCUGGUGUGCCCAUGAUUCCCAGUCCUCCCUCGACGAGGCCCAACGUCGAUAUAGACCAGCCGGCUUUCCAGCCAGAUACCCCGUCAGCACCGCAGGACUUUUACAAGGCGAAAUCAGCACCGCCUCCAGCUCAUCAACCAUCAGCACCGGUGGCGCCCGCGAAUGUCGUUCCCACGGCCCACCGACCGCAGGCACAAGCGACUCGGUCUCAUGGCCCCACGGUGCCGGUGGCCACGGGGGUUAUCGACGACGUGGCAAUGGCGCAAGCCCAGAAGCACGCCAAGUGGGCGAUAUCUGCUUUGAAUUUUGAGGAUGUGCCCACGGCAAUCAGAGAAUUGAGAGCUGCGCUGGCUACCUUGGGAGCCCAGUAG
Microdochium trichocladiopsis is the source of this 1254-nucleotide messenger RNA. RefSeq names its product Vta1 like-domain-containing protein. Bases 1 to 1254 code for a protein of 417 amino acids. NCBI's taxonomy places the organism in Eukaryota, Fungi, Ascomycota, Sordariomycetes, Xylariales, Microdochiaceae. The transcript has 3 exons. The record is from RefSeq and is a predicted model, not a curated record. Gene Ontology annotation, cellular component: multivesicular body. Gene Ontology annotation, biological process: late endosome to vacuole transport via multivesicular body sorting pathway.